Kluyveromyces marxianus DMKU3-1042 is the source of this 1557-nucleotide messenger RNA. Its product is annotated as jmjC domain-containing protein 4. Gene Ontology annotation, molecular function: 2-oxoglutarate-dependent dioxygenase activity. The coding region runs from base 1 to 1557 and encodes 518 amino acids. The record is from RefSeq and is a predicted model, not a curated record. NCBI's taxonomy places the organism in Eukaryota, Fungi, Ascomycota, Saccharomycetes, Saccharomycetales, Saccharomycetaceae. The transcript has a single exon.
AUGUCAAAAAGGGCUACUAUUGCAGUUGAAAGUAAUGAGUUGAAGAAACUCAAAGAUGCGAACUCUUUAUUAGAUUCUAAUUAUAACGGAUUCAAGGUUUUGGAAGAUGGAAUUGAACUUGAUACCAUACCAAUUCCUAAAACCCCAACUGAAAUAAGACAGUUCUAUAAUGAAUAUGUCAAGAAGAGAAAACCCUGCAGGUUUUCAGAAAGAGUUGACAGUUUUGAUUGGGAUUUGUUAAAGCCAGAAAACAUCAAGAAUUUACUUGAUAACACCACACUUCAGAUCGAAAAGAAGACCGAUGGUGGUUUUGGUUCAGGUAGCAAGAGACUUGCAAUGGACUUUUAUGAUUUUCUUGAUUCUUUGGCCGCUGGAAAUUAUGAUCUAUAUUUGACAACCCAGUACGCUGAGCAUGAGGUGAUUGAUAAAUGCCCGAAGAAUCAAAAUACUGAUGAGGGUAGUGAAGAAGAAAUUGAAGGAGAAGAAGAAGAUGAUGAUGAGGAGGAAGAGACUGGAGUGUAUGCGUUUCCCGAUAAUGCUUCCGACGUUAGUUCUACAGACUCCAUAAAUUUCAAUGAUCUUCAUGAUGAUUUUGAAGAAAUGGAAGAAGAAGAUGAAGGUUUUGAAGAUCUUUCCUAUUUAGUUAAAGAGCUUUAUCAACCACCUUUGGAUACUUUGAUUAGCAGUAUACCUGAACAAUUGCCAUUCCUGAAAUUAAUUCCUCAGCAAAUCAACCUUUGGAUAGGUGCGGCCAAAGAACAAGAGGAUAAUCAAGCAUUUUUAAAAGAUUUCGAUCCCGAUGACAAGAAGUUAGGGCUUGGCAGAAACGUACCUGGUGGUGGGUCUUCCUCAGGGCUUCAUCAUGAUCAUGCAGACAACAUUUACAUACCUAUAAAGGGUCACAAAAGAUUUACGCUUUUUGCUCCUUCAGAUGUUUCAAAAAUGUACACUGUGGGUGACGUCGAUGAGUUAUAUGAUACCGGAAUCAUAAACUACAAAAGAAAUGAAAAGUCCCCUCAAUGGAACAAACUAAGGCGCGAUGGUGCGAUCGAGACUCUCUAUGCAGAACACAGGCUAGAAGAUCCUAAUAUCUCAGAAGAGGAAAGAAAGAUUAUGGAGAAUAUCCUAAACGACGACAACGCAAAUCAAAAAGAUUUGUCGUCUUCGGAAAAUGUAAAUCAUUUAGAUCCGCCAUCAUUUUCUACAAUUCCACCUACUGUGGUUCAUUUAGAUAAGGUAGUUGAUGAAGUUACUAGAAAGAAUAUUGAAAAGGUUUCAAGAAAGAAGUGGCCAGAAUUUUUUAACGCCCAUAGAAUUACCGUAGAUUUAAAACCUGGGGAAAUGUUGUAUUUACCUACUGGUUGGUUCCAUGAAGUUACAUCAUUCGGAUUUAGAGAACCUUCGGAGGAUUCAAGCGAUAUACAUGUUGCAGUAAACUACUGGUUAAUGCCUCCAACCGGAGAUUCUAUUGAAUCCAUGUAUUCGGAUGACUAUUGGCAAACCUAUUUCCAAAGUGUGUCUAACGCUUUAAAGGAGGCCAGAAGGGGAGCCCACUAG